AAUUAUCGAUGGUGUUCGACACCCCCAAAUUUUCAGUUUGAGCUGAAAUUUCGGCCAAAUAUUCGCAUAAAAUGGAUGCAUCCAGUCAAUGGGUGAUCGUGCAUGCAAGCAAAGGCACAGUGAUUUAAAACUUUAAUAUUAUAAAAGAACGCUCUGAGUAGUCGACUUUGAAUGGGUUUGUCCUCGUUCAUGGAAACCAGUUUAUGGGAGUAAAUAAACAAAGGCCUCAAAAUGUUGAGCCAGAGAUGCCCCAUUAUCUUAUUAUUCAAUUUCUCACUCAUGGUGGGUGUGCCCCUUUUCUUCUCUCUCUUCAUCAAUCAAGGCCAGAGGAUCAACAAAACAAAGAAAUGUAUCCCAUCUUCUCCUGUCUCUCUUUGCAACUUUGGAUUUGAGGUGGGGUUGAAUGGGUGCUAAAAAGAAAUCAUCUUAUGAUUCUUGUCUAUCCUCUAUGGGAACUGAAUUUGUAGAAACUCCAUCCAUGGAGCAGCAGUUCCAUGAUUACAGUUUUAAUGAUUUCACACCAAUGGGCUUCUCCCCUGGUCGGUUCUUAUCAUCUCCUGAGCAAAACCCACGAAGGGGUGGUGAAAACCAGUUCAAUUCUGAAACCCUAGGAUAUGAUGGGUCUCCUUUUGAUCAAUUCCAAUCACACCCAUCCGCUCUCAGUGACCCACAAGGCCUUUUGAACAGUCUAGCCUUCCUUGAACAAAAGAUCCACCAGCUUCAGGGCGUCGUUCAAUCAAUUAUUCGGGGGAGAAAUGAUUUGGAUUGGUCCGAUGAGAUGUCUGUUCAAAAGCAAGUGGUAACUGCUGAACUAACUUCGAUCAUAAUUCAGUUAAUGUCCACUGCUGGGAAUCUUCUUCCAUUAACACAAAAGAGCCAGCCAAGUGUAGCACCUGCUGCCAUGAAUCCUUAUGUUUCAAACACUUCUGCAUCCACUUCUAUGGGAACGAGCAAUUUGAAGAAAGGAGGAAGUGGGAGUAGAAGUGAUGAUAAGAUCGAUUGGAGUAAUGUUAAUCAACCUGAGUUUUCAUGUAAUCCUUUUGGAUCUCAAAUUGCUUCUGUUACUGCUCCCAAUAAUGGAAAACCCAUAAAAGAAGUGGAAUCAGGUGUCAACUUUAAUAGAGAGAAAAAGUAUAGUAACCAAUCAGAAUCACUGCUCUCUAAUGUACAAGAGAGAAUCGAAGAAAUCGUGGAUGUUAAAGAAGUUGAUCCCAUGGGUUACGUUCGAGGAGAGGGAAGCCAUUACAAUGACCAAUCUGUUGAUGACCGUAACUAUUAUGAUGACAUAAAAGAAGAUGACGACGAUGGGGAUGGAGACAACCUGCCUCCUGAUUCUUAUGAGCUAGUAGAGCUUGAGAAAGAGGAGAUCUUAGCCCCAAAUACCCACUUCUGUUUAAUAUGUGGCAAGGGAUUUAAGAGAGAUGCAAACCUCAGGAUGCACAUGAGAGGCCAUGGAGACGAGUACAAGACUCCUGCUGCCCUCACAAAACCCAACAAGGAACAAUCUACUGAGCCUAUGAUAGUGAAGAAGUAUUCCUGCCCCUUUGUGGGUUGUAAGAGAAAUAAGAGCCACAAGAAGUUUCAGCCCCUUAAAACAUUCCUUUGCAUGAAGAACCACUACAAGAGGAGCCACUGUGAUAAGAGCUAUACUUGCAGUAGAUGCCAUAACAAGAAGUUCUCUGUGCUUGCUGAUCUCAAAACUCAUGAGAAGCAUUGUGGGCGUGAUAAGUGGCAAUGUUCAUGUGGCACUACCUUUUCGAGAAAGGAUAAGCUUUUUGGACAUGUCGCUCUAUUCCAAGGUCACAUGCCUGCUCUCCCCCUUAAUGAAAUGAAAGGAUCCCAGGCCUUGAAUGAGGGUGAGCAUGCUCUAGUGUCUGGGCAAAGGGGCUUUUGUGACAUUUAUUCUUCUUCAUCGAAUUUCAAGGAUGGAGGUGGAAAUGAAAUUAGUGAUGCCAUUAUGGGUCGUUCAGCAAGGGAUGAUAUAAGCUUUGGGGGAGAAGACAAUUGGCAUGAUGCUAAUCCAAUGAAUCCCUCUGUGUUAGAGAUUUCAGAUAGUCUAUUUUCAUUCCCUCCAUUUUCCACAGGUAAUAAUUUGAUGCUGCAAGGUAGAGGAAACUCUAGUUCUGAUGGAUUUUAAUGAUGAGAAUCAAGGUAUUUUUAUGGGGCGUGCGGCACCAAGCAGUGGUACCAGUUCACUGUAGUAGAGUUUGUAUUGGUCUUCUUCUUUGAUGGCAUUUAUGUGCAGUAGUACUAUGUUGGGAUUCUUUGUACUCAAUAAAUGAAUGCUUUGUUGUUCAUAAGUUAGGGUUGUGGGUUGAAUUUCUUUUUUUGUACUCAUUGGAGAAUGUUUGCUUAUUGAUUCCAUGAAUAAUGCUCUAUAUGUAUCGAUCGUUCCUUUCUCUCAA
Messenger RNA from Amborella trichopoda, 2405 nucleotides. RefSeq names its product C2H2 and C2HC zinc fingers superfamily protein (gene STOP1). The record is from RefSeq and is a predicted model, not a curated record. NCBI's taxonomy places the organism in Eukaryota, Viridiplantae, Streptophyta, Magnoliopsida, Amborellales, Amborellaceae. Gene Ontology annotation, biological process: response to acidic pH; response to aluminum ion.